Messenger RNA from Tupaia belangeri chinensis (Chinese tree shrew), 1928 nucleotides. RefSeq names its product mitochondrial fission factor (gene MFF). NCBI's taxonomy places the organism in Eukaryota, Metazoa, Chordata, Mammalia, Scandentia, Tupaiidae. Gene Ontology annotation, biological process: positive regulation of mitochondrial fission. The record is from RefSeq and is a predicted model, not a curated record. The transcript has 12 exons. Gene Ontology annotation, cellular component: peroxisome; mitochondrial outer membrane. Bases 299 to 1360 code for a protein of 353 amino acids.
CGCCGGCGGGCGGCAGCCCUCGCCCGGGACCUUCCAGCGGGCGCAGGGGGAUAAAAGUGCCUCUAAUUCCAGCACAUGCACACUGAAACAAGUUAAAGGAUUUAAUAUGAAGCACAGGAGCAGAUAGUGCCAAAUAGCAAGCAGUAGUUGGUACACAUUUCUGGAAAAGCAGUGUCCGUGUUGUUAUGUACACCUCCAAAAAAAGUUCAGAUCUGUAGGGGAAUUGUUGUGUAAAGUAAACUGAACUACAGGGUAGCAGGAUUGUAGUAGCUAUUGUAGACGUGUAUUUACUGUUAAAAUGAGUAAACGAACAAGCAGUGACUCACCACUAGGAAGGGUGAGUGGGGCAGCAUUUCCUUCUCCCACUGCUGCUGAGAUGGCGGAAAUUAGUCGAAUUCAGUAUGAAAUGGAAUACACCGAAGGCAUUAGUCAGCGAAUGAGGGUUCCAGAAAAAUUAAAAGUAGCACCACCAAAUGCUGACCUGGAACAAGGAUUCCAAGAAGGAGUUCCAAAUGCUAGUGUGAUAAUGCAGGUUCCAGAGAGGAUUGUUGUAGCAGGAAAUAAUGAAGACACUUCAUUUUCAAGACCAGCAGAUCUUGAUCUUAUUCAGUCAACUCCCUUUAAACCUCUGGCACUAAAAACACCACCUCGUGUUCUCACACUAAGUGAAAGACCACUAGAUUUUCUGGAUUUAGAAAGACCACCUCCAACCCCUCAAAAUGAAGAAAUCCGUGCAGUUGGCAGGCUAAAACGAGAACGCUCUAUGAGUGAAAAUGCUGUUCGCCAAAAUGGACAGCUGUCCAGAAAUGAUUCCAUGUGGCACAGAUCAGAUUCUGCCCCAAGAAAUAAAAUUUCAAGGUUCCAGGCACCGAUUUCUGCACCGGAGUACACUGUGACACCAUCGCCACCACAGGCUCGGGUCUGUCCUCCCCAUAUGUUACCUGAAGAUGGAGUUAAUCUUUCCUCUGCCCGUGGCAUUUUGUCGCUUAUCCAGUCUUCCACUCGUAGGGCUUACCAGCAAAUCUUGGAUGUGCUGGAAGAAAAUCGCAGUGUGAGAAGACAAAAUGAAAUACGUUGUGAAAGACCUGUGUUGCGUGGUGGGUCUGCGGCCGCCACUUCUAAUCCUCAUCAUGACAACGUCAGGUAUGGCAUUUCAAAUAUAGACACAACAAUGGAAGGAACGUCAGAUGACAUGACUGUUGUAGAUGCGGCUUCAUUAAGACGACAGAUAAUCAAACUGAACAGGCGGCUGCAACUUCUGGAGGAGGAGAACAAAGAACGUGCUAAAAGAGAAAUGGUCAUGUACUCAAUUACCGUGGCAUUCUGGCUGCUCAACAGCUGGCUUUGGUUCCGUCGCUAGAGGUAACCUCAGCUCUCAAACUUGUCUCCACAGCUGGAAGUAUAAAGGAUUUGCAAACCUCUUCGUUUCUGUCUUUGCAUUGUAUGCCGUUUUAUAGUCCAUGCCCUGCAACUGUAUUUCUUCACAAAGUCAGGAGAGGUAUACUCUGUCACUCAGCCCUACUCACUUUUAACCAGUUCUGCAGUAAUACCUACACAAAAUUCGCCCUUUGCAUGUUUUGUAAAUAGGCUCUAGUGUUUUUUUUGUUUUUUUUGUUUUUUUUUUUUAAAGGAAUUGAGUUUUGCCUCAUCAGCUUACACAGGUAAUUUCUCUGAAUGGGAGGGAGUGUGCAUAGAGAAUGGAUUUAGAAAAGUAUCUGUAAAAGGAAAACGAUAAUUUGUCCUUAUUCUUAAGCUCUAUCAUUUAACAGUUUUGUUAAGAGACAUUUUUGGAUCCUCAUUUCACAUUAACACUUUUGAAGUCAUGGUCUGGUGCCAGAUUCGAGAAAAUCAAACCACCUAAUAUUUUGUGACCUCCUUUGCUGUACUGCACCUGUACUGAUUAAAUUAAAACAAUUCCUAACAUUUCA